Esox lucius (northern pike) is the source of this 1630-nucleotide messenger RNA. It is a transcript of the gene grpr, whose product is annotated as gastrin-releasing peptide receptor. The record is from RefSeq and is a predicted model, not a curated record. NCBI's taxonomy places the organism in Eukaryota, Metazoa, Chordata, Actinopteri, Esociformes, Esocidae. The transcript is spliced from 3 exons. Gene Ontology annotation, biological process: G protein-coupled receptor signaling pathway. Gene Ontology annotation, molecular function: G protein-coupled peptide receptor activity. Bases 163 to 1317 code for a protein of 384 amino acids. Gene Ontology annotation, cellular component: membrane.
AGCGCGCACGAAGAGAUUGGCUAUUGUGUCAAAGUGAAACUGUCCAAAUGGACAAGCAUUUAUAAAAAAUAUAAAUAAUUUGGAAACUAUCAGCAAAACACACAUGAAACGAAUUAAAGUAAACUUGAAGGAACACCCUACAAGUCACGCGACGUUGACAGAAUGUCUUUCGAGGAACCUUUUGAUUUCCUCACCGAAGUGGAUUCAUACCAAAAUCUGUCCAAAUGGGCGCACCACCACACUCACUCGGGAGCCAACACGGAACCCUCCUACGUUAGCAUCGCCAUCACAGCAGUUUAUGGAGUGAUCAUAGUCCUUGGACUAAUCGGUAACAUAACCCUAAUCAUUACAUUCUGUUCCGCUAAGUCCAUGCGAAAUGUCCCAAACCUGUUCAUGUCAAGUCUUGCGUUCGGGGACGUGCUCCUCCUGGUCACCUGUGCGCCAGUGGACGCGAGUCGGUACCUAGCGGACGAAUGGCUCUUCGGUAGAAUAGGAUGUAAACUCAUACCGUUUAUCCAACUCACAUCGGUUGGAGUGUCGGUUUUUACCCUGACUGCAUUGUCCGCUGAUAGGUACAAAGCGAUCGUGAAGCCGAUGGACCUCCAGACAUCCAACGCCCCGGUGAGGAUUGUUCUGCGGGCUGCAGUGAUCUGGCUGUUCUCCGUGACUCUGGCUAUUCCGGAGGCGGUCUUCUCAGACCUGCGCACCUUCAGCAUCCACAACACCAACGAGACCUUCAUCACCUGCGCCCCCUAUCCACACGAGGGGGAACUGCACCCCAAGAUCCACUCCAUGGCCUCUUUUCUCAUCUUCUAUGUAAUUCCUCUGUCGGUUAUAUCGGUGUAUUAUCUGUUCAUCGCCAGGAGCCUGAUCAGGAGUGCCUAUGACAUGCCUGUGGAGGGCAACAUGCAUGUCAGAAGACAGAUAGAGUCCAGGAAGCGCCUGGCGAAGACGGUGCUGGUCUUCGUGGGCCUUUUUGCUGUGUGCUGGCUCCCCAGUCAUGUGAUCUACCUGAACCGCUCCUACCACUACACCAAAGUGGACACCUCCAUGGCCCACUUUGUCUUCACUGUGGGGGCCCGCAUCCUGGCCUUCACCAACUCUUGCGUCAACCCAUUCGCCCUUUACCUGCUCAGCAAGAGCUUCCAGAAGCAGUUUAACAAGCAGCUGUGUUGUGGUUAUAGGGCCCUGGUCAGGAGCUCCAUGAGCAGCAGGAGGAACAGGAGCAACACAAACAUGACCUCCCUGAGGAGUACCAACCAAUCAGUGGCCAGUCUGGUUAAUGGAAAGCCACUCUGCCAGGAGGACAAUGUGUGAGACAGACCCACACGGAUGGACUGGUUAAGGUGUGAGACAGACAGGUGGAUUGAAGUAGAGAGUGAGACAGGCAGGUGGACGGUAGGAGAAUGUUAGACAGACUGACCCCACCACAGGCAUUUAGUUAUAUGACUAUAAAAAAAAUAUAUAUAUAUCCCUUAAGGAUAGUUCCUGACCUGUUUGAUUGUAUUAAUGUCAUUAUCACAUUGCAGCUAGCUACAGAUAUGACCAACAUGAAAACCUAUAUAUACAGUAUCUCACAAAAGUGAGUACACCCCGCACAUUUUUGCAAAUAUUUGAUUAUAUCUUGUCA